AGGCUGGGAUCGGGUGGGGGCGGAGAGCAGAAGGAGCUGUAGCAUUGGGACUUGGUUGAAAAGUAGGACUGUGAGUUUGUCUGUGUGAACACAUGAGGAAAAGAGAGGGAAGACAAAAGAGACAUGACAAGGAUUCAAAUAGGAUGUGGAGCAACAAAACAACGCUUCUCUCGCAGCUGACCUGGACACAAACAGGAAGAGAAAGCACAAAGUAGAAGUGCAUGAAGGAUAGAGGACUUGCCUGAACAAGAGACAGAAGAAGACUGGCUUCUAGCUGUGGAGGCGUGCACUCACUCACCCAAGGAGAGGAAUAAGCACUGAGUCAAACCAGACAGGAAGAGAGUGAGGGGGGAGGAGGAGGAGGAGGAGGAGGAGGAGGUGAUUGGGGUAAAAGAAAUCAUAAGAAAGAAAAAAAAGAGGCACUCUUGAGGGAGACAGUGUGUGUGUGUGUGUGUGUGGGAGAGAGAGAUUCAGCCGGGGAGAACGAGCCGUGGAGGGAGGAGGAAAUCUGAAAACAGAGGAGCAGAGAACUGCUGAGUAUUGAGCAAGGUGAAGUGAGACUGAGGGCGAGGGGGCUCGUGGGUGAAGUUCGCAGCAGGGGAGAGGUAUGAGGGGACUCUUGAAGUCACUCUUCUCUUUGGCGAUCACUCUCCUCUGUUUGGGGAGCCUGCUGACCACUUUCAUCUGGUACAUGUUCGACCACAACAAUGUGGAACCUCGCAAACCACAUCCUCAAAAGAAAAGCACCCCUCAGUCCUCUGAGAUUUGUAAAGGCUGUAGGGAGGUCAUCGACAAAGUAAUGGAGCGUUACUCUCAAAGCUGGGAGAGGCAGGAGGACAAUUACCAGAAAUUCAGAGCUCAGCUGAACAACAAGUGCCAUGGUUUUGACAAGGCCAUCAUUACCCAGGCCAACACUCCAGUGGGAUCAAAGCUUGCGUACGACGGGGAAAAGAAGAGGAUUCUCCAGGUGACCCCGGAGAUUUUCAGCACCUUCGCAAAGGAGCGUCCUUUCCCAAACAAAACAUGGGACACGUGUGCUGUUGUUGGGAAUGGAGGGAUCCUGACCAACAGUGGCUGUGGAAAGGUGAUUGACUCAGCUCAGUUUGUUAUCAGGUGCAACCUACCUCCUUUGGAAAACGGCUAUGAGAAACAUGUGGGCAUCAAGACCGACCUUGUGACUGCAAACCCAAGCAUCUUUUUAGAGAAGUAUGGGGGUCUAAUGGGGCGUCGCCGUCCAUUUGUGGAGAGUCUACAUAGCUAUGGCAACUCCCUGCUGCUCAUUCCCGCCUUCUCCUACGGCCACAACACUCCUGUGUCCCUGCGGGUUGCCUACUCACUUGAGGACUUUAAAAGCUCCACCCGGCCCAUCUUCUUCAACCCUGAGUACCUCCACAGUCUGGCCCUCUUCUGGCGCUCCCAAGGCCUACGAGCAGUACGCCUCAGCACUGGCAUAAUCAUGGCCAGCCUGGCACUGGAACUCUGUGCCAACGUGGAUUUAUACGGGUUCUGGCCCUUUAGCAAUCACCCACAUGGAUUCCAUACCCUGACUAACCACUACUACGAUGACAGACAAACUAAAGUGAAAUUUCACGCCAUGCCAGCUGAGUUUGAGCUCUUGUUGCGGCUGCACAGUCAAGGGGUGCUAAGGCUUCACCUGGGAGAUUGUCAACCAAGUGAAAAGUAGUUCCUAGACCGAGUGGCAGCUGACAAGACAGGAGCCAAGUGCCUUUUUUGUAGCCUCAGGAUAAAGCCAGUUAAGUAAAGUAUUUUUAAAUGAAUAGACAGAUACGGUAUAUUUUGGCUGGUGAACUGAAUUAACUGUGUCAUUGCAAGUGUGACUUGCAUUAAAUGCUGAAAUGGCCUAUCAGCAGCCAAGACAUUGCACUCAUAAUGCAACAAUCAUGCGGCUGUAAACAGUCUUAUAAUGUAACUAAAACUGUAUUUAUUACCACACAUGUUCCAGCUGGAGUCUGGAGGGAGCUAUUUUGAUUUAAAUCAGAAUCAUUUGUGAGGCCUGUGUGGGGGUCUACAUUGUAGUGCCUUAUUAUGUUAAUCUAACUAAUGACUGACCAUGGAAACUGAAUGUAUUUAGAAGAAAAUACCUCCUUUACAUGAAGAUUGUUCGGAUAAAACAGCAGCACACUGAAUGUGAAGAAUGUUUUGAGAACGUCACACAUUGAACCACUUUGACAAAUAUUCUGACAACUGUUGAUACGUCCUCUUUACUACACUUUAAUCACACAGUUGUUGUAAAAGGCUGGUGCUUGCAUGCGGAAGAUCGUUUCCGCACACUCCAUCAUCACUGACACUGCUGGAUGUGAUACAGACAUAAAGGCAGGCCUCAGAUCUCAGAGUGCCUGCAGGAGUUGUUUCCUAGGAGUGUAAACUACAAACCAUCACGGCUGCCCUCUGUGGGUCGUGGUCAUCAGAGGAGCUUAUUAAGUGAGACUCGGAGCCAAGGACUACACCACAGAAAGUAAAACUAUACAAUAUCACCACCAGUAAGCCUCCUCACAGAGCUUGCUGUGUUACAGUGUACUAUGCCUCGUCACCACACUGACCAGACAUAUAAGAUCUACAAUAAGUACUGUCACGAAGUGGCAACAUACACAUAUUGGUACAAUGUUAGUUUGGAAACAAAUUCUUUUUAAGUUGUUGUAAAUUCUAAAUCAAUGCAGAUUUACUGACUUCAAUGUAAGGUGAUAUGAUGAUUGUGAAUUGUGCACUUUGAGUGAAAAUCGUAACCUUUGGGUAAGCUUUCUUCUCUAACAUUUUGCAUCAAGAGUCUUGUGCAAUUGGAAGUAUUACCUUUCAUGCUGACAGUCUUAAUAGUGAUUUUUGUCAUCCAGAGAAAUGAUCUACCAUAGUUUAGGUGACCAAACUUGAGAACCAAGCCAAUUUGAGCCAGUUGUAGAAUCAUUUCAGUAUUUGUGAUUUUGUUUUUGUGAACAGGAACCGAAGGUGAUCAAGUGAAUCAGUGAAUAAAUAUUUAUCAGGAGACUGGAUUGAAAUUCACUUGUCUAACCUGUAAGAAAAAAGCUUUAUCCCAGAUG
Molecule: messenger RNA, 3053 nt
Organism: Larimichthys crocea (large yellow croaker)
Lineage: Eukaryota; Metazoa; Chordata; Actinopteri; Sciaenidae
Gene: st8sia6
Product: ST8 alpha-N-acetyl-neuraminide alpha-2,8-sialyltransferase 6
Exons: 7
Coding region: 608-1684 (358 amino acids)
Biological process (GO): oligosaccharide metabolic process; N-glycan processing
Molecular function (GO): alpha-N-acetylneuraminate alpha-2,8-sialyltransferase activity
Source: RefSeq, a predicted model, not a curated record